CCUCUCCUGGCACAGCUCAGUCAUCAUUGCACAGACUGGCACUCAUCUAGCACAGAGAGGGCACAAAUUGGCACACACCUAGCCCACAUACGGCACAGACUGGCACUCAUCUAGCACAGAGACAGCACAGACUGGCACACACCUAGCCCACAUACGGCACAGACUGGCACUCACCUAGCGCACAUACGGCACAGACCGACACACACCUAGCACAGAUACAACACAGCUGGCAUCACUGAUAGAGACAUGGCACAACCUGAAGGCACCAAACAAAACCCUAAAAAACACUUAGGGCAGGAUUAUGAGCAGCUGAGAGCGCAGAGUCUGCCGCCUAAUCCUCCCUUUGAGGACAAGGAAUUCCCUGCAAGCCAAGCCUCACUUGGGUCCAACAAACUGGGACCGGAAUCAAAUACAGCAAAAGGAAUUGUCUGGCUGAGACCGUCGGAAAUCCAUCCCAACCCCGAAUUCAUUACCAGUGGAGCAACACGUUUUGAUAUUUGUCAACAAGAUUUAGGGGACUGCUGGAUUCUGAGCUCAAUGGCAUGUCUCACACUCAAUGAAGAAUAUCUGUCCCUGGUUGUCCCUCAGGAUCAAAGCUUUAAGAACAACUAUGCGGGGAUCUUCCACUUCAGGUUCUGGCAGAGGGGCGACUGGACGGAUGUGGUUGUGGACGACAAACUCCCUACUACAGACAAGAAAUUGGUGUUUGUGAAAUCAGCUCAGGAGAAUGAGUUCUGGGCUGCACUGCUGGAGAAGGCUUUUGCCAAGCUGUAUGGAUCCUAUGAAGCCAUUUGGGGAAAAAACCCAAUCUUAGCAAUGGAGGAUCUCACAGGUGGAGUCUGUGAGAGUUACUCGCUGAAGAGCGCCCCAGGUGAUUUGUUCCAGACUAUACAGAGGUCUGUGAGAACCCAAUGCCUGCUCACCUGUUCAACUGAUAAAAAAAAGGAAGGAACUGAGGAAAGCAGCAUAGUUGCAGGACAUUCAUAUUCCAUCACCGGAGCAGAGGAGGUUCCCUAUGGCAAAGGGAAAGUGCAACUGAUCCGGCUGCGAAAUCCCUGGGGUUCUGCGGAAUGGAAGGGCGCAUGGAGAGAUGAUGGCCCUGAAUGGAAUGACGUUACCCCCGAAGUGAAAAAGGCUCUUCUCAAUAAGAUGGAAGAUGGAGAGUUUUGGAUGCCGUAUGCAGACGUGGUGAAAGAGUACAACACUGUGGAGAUUUGCUACGUGGCUUCCAGCUCUGGGGUUAACAUGAAGGAGCCGCACUGGAGCCUGACUCAGACAGGGGGGAGCUGGAAUAAGGGGAAUCCUGCAGAGACAUUUUUGGCCGACCCACGGUUCCGCUUUAAGCUGGAGGUGCCCGAUGAGGACCAGGCGGCAGCGGGAGAUGCGGCGCUCUGUACCGUCAUUGUCGCUCUGAUGCAGAAGACGGUCCCUAAGGAUAACAUCCUUGAUUUUCAAUUGUACGAGCUCCCUAAAGAGGUUUCCGCCCAGGUCCUAGUAAAGGAUCUGAAAUCUAUAAAGGACAUAAACGCUAAUCAGAGGAACAGUGGGAAGACAAAACAUUUCCGGGUGCCUAAGGGAGAGUACCUGAUUGUCCCCAAACCUUCUGAUCCCAAUCAAGAUAUAGAUUUUUGCAUCCGAGUCUUCUCCAUGAAAAAGGGUGGAGCUGCCUGAGUACCAACACAUGGAGAGGAUGCUGGAGACUCAAAUAUAUCUGAAUAUUAUGCUUGUGUGCCUAAACAUGUCGGUGUUUUGAAGUAACUGCAGCUUUUGUGCGCUUUGGGGUGUACCUGGGGCUUUUGAAAACCAAAUAAGCAGCAUCCUGCUCCUCAACUAGAGAUGUAGCGAACUGUUCGCCGGAGAACUAAUUAGCACGAAAAUCGGGUGUUCGCAAGUUCGCAAGUUC
Molecule: messenger RNA, 1903 nt
Organism: Xenopus tropicalis (tropical clawed frog)
Lineage: Eukaryota; Metazoa; Chordata; Amphibia; Anura; Pipidae
Product: calpain-8-like
Exons: 12
Coding region: 247-1671 (474 amino acids)
Biological process (GO): proteolysis
Molecular function (GO): cysteine-type endopeptidase activity; hydrolase activity; peptidase activity
Source: RefSeq, a predicted model, not a curated record